Messenger RNA from Spinacia oleracea (spinach), 1179 nucleotides. RefSeq names its product THO complex subunit 4B. Gene Ontology annotation, biological process: mRNA export from nucleus. Gene Ontology annotation, molecular function: mRNA binding. Gene Ontology annotation, cellular component: nucleus. The transcript is spliced from 5 exons. Lineage: Eukaryota; Viridiplantae; Streptophyta; Magnoliopsida; Caryophyllales; Amaranthaceae. The record is from RefSeq and is a predicted model, not a curated record. Bases 155 to 910 code for a protein of 251 amino acids.
UCCACUGAAACUACCGAGUCCUACAGGACGUCUUUUCCCUGUACCACUCCCCUUCCUUUCUCUCUCUUUCCUGCUCAUCCCCCCUUUGAGCCAACCCUAGAUCUUUGUCAUUUCCCCAAUUUUCUUGUUUUCUCUCUCCUCUUCAAAUCUUUCAAUGGCUAUGGAAAACCGCUUAAACAUGUCCCUCGACGAUCUCAUCAAGGUUAACAAAACCUCUACUGGCCGUGGCGGAGGCGGUGGCGGUAGAGGCAGACCUGGCGGCAGAGGUAAUUCCGGUGCCGCACCUUCUCGAAGAUUCACUAAUCGCGUCUCCAAUCGCUCCACUCCUUAUACUAUGCCCAUGUCCAAGGCGCCUGAUUCGUUUUGGCAGCAUGAUAUGUUCGGGAAUCAAGGUGGUGUUGGCGUUGGUGGAGGAGGAGGAGCGUCUUCAAUUGAGACUGGAACGAAGCUUUACAUCUCUAAUUUGGAUUACGGUGUUUCAAAUGAUGACAUCAAGGAGCUCUUCUCAGAGGUUGGUGACCUGAAACGUUAUGCUGUCCAUUAUGAUAGGAGUGGAAGAUCAAAGGGAACUGCCGAAGUUGUUUUCUCACGGAGAGGAGAUGGUCUGGCUGCUGUCAAGAGGUAUAAUAAUGUAGAACUUGAUGGUAAGCCAAUGAAAAUCGAGAUUGUGGGGACGAAUGUCGCAACCGCGGGAAUAUUGCCUCCAGUUCUUAACGGCAUUGGCAGGAAUCCACUUGGCCCAAGAAGUGUACAAGGAAGAGGUGGUGCUAUGGGACGCAUACGUGGAGGCCGUGGUUUUGGCAGAGGUCGUGGCAGGGGAAGAGGGCGUGAUGAAAAGGCAUCUGUAUCUGUAGAUGACCUGGAUGCCGACCUGGACAAGUACCACUCAGAAGCAAUGCAGACAAACUAAAGCAUCCUUAUGGGUUUUCUUUUGCCUUCUCUUGGGUCUUAAACCUAUGCUCUUGCAACUGUGUCCUUGAUGAUGGUUUCAACUGUGUUGUUUAAUUCUAUCAAUUCUUAUUUUUAGGCAAAGGCAGAUAGAGGGCAGUAGUUGGAUCUUGGUAUCGAAGCUUGGGAUUUGUAUCGGACUUGAUAUGGUUGGGGGUUAGAAUAUCAGUUAAUGAACAACUAUGAGUGUUAUUAUUCAGAUAUAGAUUGCUUUGUACUUUUGCUGUUUCA